AUGACAGAAUUUCAUUUAAUGUCUGUCUAUUUAUCUAUCUAUCUCAUAUCUAUCUAUCUAUCUAUCUAUCUAUUACAGUCUUUUCAUAUCUAUCACAGUCGUUUCAUAUCUAUCUUUCUAUCUCUCUUUUUAUAUCUAUCUACCAAAAUCACCCUUUUCCUCAUUCCUAAUAUCAAAUACCACUAUCUAUCUAUCUAUCUAUCUAUCUAUCUAUCUAUCUAUCUAUCUAUCUAUCUAUCUCAGGCUGUUCAUAUCUAUCUAUCUAUCUAUCUAUUUCAGUGCUUAAUAUCUGCCUCAUUUGGUAUAUAUUCCUUUCUUCCUAGCUUCUCUUUUUUCUUUCUGGAUUUCUUGUUUUUUUCUUUCUUUUUUUUCUUGAUUUCUUUCUUUCUUUUUUUCUUGAUUUCUCUCUUUCUUUUUCUUUUCUUUUUCCUUUGUUUCUUUUUCUUUCAUUAUUGCUUUCGUUUUCUUUCUUUCAUGUCUUUUUCUUUCUUCUUUUUCCUUUCUUUCCUUUGUCUUUCUUUUUUUUCUUUCUAUCUUUUUUCUUUUUUUCUUUCUUCUUGA
Molecule: messenger RNA, 561 nt
Organism: Acanthosepion pharaonis
Lineage: Eukaryota; Metazoa; Mollusca; Cephalopoda; Sepiida; Sepiidae
Source: the annotation of a GenBank genome assembly